Molecule: messenger RNA, 3107 nt
Organism: Electrophorus electricus (electric eel)
Lineage: Eukaryota; Metazoa; Chordata; Actinopteri; Gymnotiformes; Gymnotidae
Product: disintegrin and metalloproteinase domain-containing protein 11-like
Biological process (GO): proteolysis
Molecular function (GO): metalloendopeptidase activity
Source: RefSeq, a predicted model, not a curated record
UCGAACGCUUCACGGAUCCGCCUAACAGAUUUGCGCGCACAUACCUUCUCAAACGCGUUCUCUCAAACGCUCUAAGAACAACAUGCGAACCACGCAUAACCGCAUGUUGCCCAGUUGACAGAUUUUUUACAAUAUUUACAAUAUUUUUAUAUAUAUUUUAGAAUAUAUAUUUAUCGAUUUUCUUCGUUGCAGAUCAUAUUCCGCAGCCGAUUUUGACUCAUACUUUCGAAAGGAACGGUCGGAUGAAAACUGCCUUAACUGAAUUAUACACCUUUAUUAGGUGCUUUGUAAUGUACCGGCGCCUGUCAUAAUAACAGCUAAAACGAAUCAGAUGAAGCUCUCUGGGAUUAUGUGAACAGCAUGCUCGCGGUGCGAUGCCUCAUGUUUGUUGCAGUUGGCGCGAUGUUUUCCGUAACAGCAGACUCGGACGGCAGCUCUCCGUCGCAGGAUCGGGGAUCGUGGGAUCGGAUUUUCCCGGCGGAUCAGCAGGGAGGAUAUCGUAUGACCGAGGAGGUCACGUACCCUAAGCGCCUCUCGCAGCAGGGAGACUCGGACGAAGAGACGGCGCUUACCAGCCUGGGAACACGAAUAAGAGACGGUGCCGGAGCGUCGACGAUCCAUUUGGCCCAGAGCAAUUUCCAGGUGGAGGUGUUUGGAAAGAUUUUCAUCUUAGAUCUACAACUAAACCAUCAUCUGCUAUCUUCCAAUUAUGUAGAGCGUGACUUUGACCAAGAUGGAAAACCGUCACAAUCGACAGGAGGAGAACACUGUUAUUAUCACGGCACAUUGAGGGAAAUUCCAGGUUCCUGGGCAGCCCUGUCAACCUGUCAUGGCCUUUGUGGCGUAUUCUCAGAUGGGCUCUAUUCCUACAACGUCGAACCCCUUCUCAAUUUUAUUGAUCAGGCCAGCGGGGCUCAUUUGGUGAGAAAGAGGCCUGACUUUAGACUGCCAACCUCCUGUCCAGGUUGUCUGAAAACCUCGGAGAAUGAGGAAGUCUCCGAAGAUGAUUUAUCCAAUGAGGAGUAUGAGGCCAGCCUUCCUCAGCACAAACAGGGUUCAAAACGUAUCAGACGACAGGUAUACCGGUCCAGGGUACACACCGAGACAAAAUAUAUUGAGCUGAUGGUUAUCAACGACCUUGAAAUGUUUGUACAGUUGCGCCACUCCACCACCCAGAUGAGGAACUUUGCCAAAGCUGCUGUGAACAUGGCAGAUGCACUCUACAAGGAACAGCUGAAUACCCGCAUUGUGCUGGUUGCCAUGGAGACCUGGUCAUCAGGGAACCCAAUUUCAGUGGUUGCCAACCCCCAGACAACGCUGCAGAGCUUCAUGCAGUAUCGCAGGGAUGGUAUGCGGGAGCACAGUGAUGCCUUGUACCUUUUCUCGGGAAGCACAUUUCACAGCAGCCGCAGUGGAUCUGCAUACACUGGUGGUGUGUGUUCAAGCACAAGAGGUGGAGGGAUCAUUGAGUACGGCAGCGUUGGCUCUAUGGCUAUCUCUCUGUGCCAGAGUCUGGGACAAAACAUUGGCAUGAAAUGGAACAACAUUCGCAGUGCUGCAGGAGACUGUCGGUGUCCUGACUCUUGGCUCGGAUGUAUAAUGGAAGACACUGGGUACUACCUACCGCGGAAAUUCUCUCGCUGUAGCAUAGAUGAAUACUUGCAGUUCCUGCUUCAAGGCGGAGGAAGUUGUCUUUUCAAUAAGCCCAGUAAGUUACUAGACCCUCCAGAGUGUGGGAACGGCUUUGUGGAACCAGGAGAGGAAUGUGACUGUGGGUCUCAGGUGGAGUGUGCACGCAGUGGAGGAUCCUGCUGUAAGAAGUGCACUCUUACCCACGAUGCAAUGUGCAGUACUGGACUCUGCUGUCGGGAAUGCAAAUAUGAACAGAGAGGAGUGAUGUGUAGAGACAUUGUAAAUGACUGUGACAUCCCAGAAACCUGCACUGGAGACUCAAGUCAGUGUCCACACAAUGUUCACAAGCUAGAUGGAUACAUGUGUGACAACAAUCAGGGUCGCUGUUAUAAUGGUCGUUGUCGAACCCUUGACAAUCAGUGCAAAGGACUGUGGGGCUAUAGUGCAGCAGACAGAUUCUGCUAUGAGAAGUUAAAUGCUGAAGGAACAGAGAAAGGAAACUGUGGACAUUCUCCUGGGGGACAGGGCUGGUUACAGUGCAAUAAACCGGACGUCUUGUGCGGGUUCCUCUUCUGUUCUAACAUGACAGCGAAGCCAAAAUUUGGGGAUUUGCAAGGGGAAGUGACAAGUUUGACCCUCUACCACCAGAACAAGUAUCUGGACUGCCGCGGUGGGCAUGCUGUCCUAGAGGAUGGCUCAGAUUUGGGUUAUGUGGAGGAUGGAACCGCGUGUGGUCCUAACAUGAUGUGUUUAGAGCAUCGCUGCCUCCCUCUCAGCUCCUUCAACAUCAGCACGUGUACUGGAUCCAGUUCAGGGCUGACCUGCUCCAAUCAUGGCACAUGCAGUAAUGAAGUAAAGUGCAUUUGUGAGCAAGAUUACACAGGGAAGGACUGUAGUGUGUUUGACCCCAUCCCUGACCCCACACCUCCUCCAGGUCAAGACAAGAAAGGAAUAUCCGGAGAGGAAGAUCUGGUGGAGGAUAGCAAAUCCCUUUACGUGUCUCCCUUUACACAGCUGUGUAUUUCCACACUGAAGCUCAUGUCUUCCACUCACCUCCUCCUGUAAUCCCUACAUGUGUACCCUUUUCUCCAUUCACCUUUCAGUCUUUUGUCUGUACCAGCUAGAGGACCUUCCUCCUGCCUCUACAUUCCAGCCAAUCACAGAUCACUAAUGGCAGCUCAAUCAAAACAAGAAGAAAGUGGUACUCAGGCAAUGACAAGGCUCAACACCAAGAUUUUGUGCAUGUUCCACUUUCAAGUGACUAAACUAGAGCCAGAUCCUUGUUUGCUGAGCUUUGUGUAACCUCCAGAUGAGAUGUUCCUGAGACUGAAGAUUCUCUCCUGAUCCACCAGUUGUAGCUGAAAUGUGUUUGCAUAUGUGCAGCAGACUCCAAUACAAUGCCUGAGGCAGUGGUAGCUCAGUGGUACUUGACUAGUAAUCAGAAGGUUGCCAGUUCAAGCCCCACCAACAGGUUA